GAUAAACUACAAAUUAAAAAUCUGUGUUUACAGAAUAGAACCAGAGCAGUAAUCAUCCAACUGACUUGACAGCAUAAUGUUGAUUCGGUCUUCUGAUUGCUUAGUGUAGUGAACAAGGUUGUGAUAGUUUUAUUAGUUCGUAAACAGCAAACACUCGCUGUUUUUUUUUCAAAAUCACCGAGAGGUUCAAAACGAAAAUAGAACAUGGAUAAAUUUUGGGUCUUUCGAGUUAUCUUCACGCUCACCAUCAUCACACAAACCUUCACCGACUUCACCUACCACGUUAUGAGCAAAGACCUGAUGAAGUGCUCCUACGGAGAACGAGGCUCUUUGACAGCCACCUGUGUCAACGCUACCCCGAGCUAUUUCAAGAGCACCCUGUAUAAGUUCGACCACCUGGACGAGACUGUACAGUGUGUCAACUGUAACUUGACCAGUAUAGAGCCCAAUACCUUUGAUUUAUCCGGCAAUCACAUCAACACCUUGAAUAUUAGUGAAUGUAUGAUAGAAAGUUUGAAGCCUAAGGCUUUUAUGGGGUUGAUUUUCUUGAAGUAUCUGGAUAUGGGCAAUAAUAAGAUUAAAUCUGUUUAUCCAGGAACCUUCAACGGAGCCAAAAAAAUCGAAACCAUAGACCUAUCCAGAAACGAAAUCACAAUUUUGAAUGAAAGCGGCUUCGCCGAAUUGUUCAACCUGAAGAAACUCAUCCUGUACAACAACUCCAUCAGCGUGAUAGCCGAGAAAGCCUUCACAGGUCUCACCAGCCUUCAAGAGCUCGAUUUAGGCUACAACCAGAUCACCGACUUAAAAAAUGUAGUCUCCAAUUUGACUUCUUUACAAAUUCUUAAGUUAAAUAACAAUAAACUUAAAACCAUUAAUGAAACAGAGUUUUACAACCUGACUAAUCUCGAUUUGUUGUGUCUGGAUCACAAUUUUUUGACCAGUCCUAUUAUAGAAUUGUCACCUAAUAACCAGCUAAGAAAGAUCAGCUUGAUUGAGAACACUAUUGACACGUUUUGGGUGAUUUUGGAAAGAGCCUACGCCCUGGAAGAGUUAAAUCUUCGUGGAAACAAUAUUUCGGGAAUAUCUGCUGUUCCAGGGAUCAAUUUUCCAUCGUUACGAGACCUAGAUUUGUCCAGGAACUCCAUCAAAUCAUUUCAAACUCAUCAAUUCACUGGUUUACCUCAACUAAGAUACUUAAACAUCUCCCAUAACGUUAUAGAAGACGUUAGAAUCACCGGAACAAUGUCCAUACCAAGUCUACACACUCUGGAUCUGUCCUAUAACAACAUAUCUGAUCUGGACUACCUUUUACUCAUAUCCAGAACCCCUUCUUUGUCGUAUCUGAAGCUAGAAAACAACUUGCUGUCUUGUUAUUUGGAGGAAGAAAUGGCCAGAGAAUUCGCUGAGGACAACUUCAAGUUCGUGCUCUUCGAAAACAGUGAGGGAUCUGUCAAAUGCUUGGACAAACCUGUGUCAUCUAACAUUCAAAAAGCAAAGAAAGAUCUGUAUGUUAGUCAAGAUUCUGACUCGAUCACAGCAGGAAAUAUAGUGAUUCUGGUGCUGUUAUCCUUUGUGAUUGUGGCUGUGGGUAUACUGUUUUAUGUCCAGUAUUUGUUUUAUAAAGGUGUGAGGAUUAGUUUGGGUGGAAGGGUUGAAUCGAACCUUCAGCUGAUCAAUCCGGACAGUGAGCGUGAUCACGAGAUGGGACAUGGAGAUGAGGAAAUUCUUUCUAGAAGUACUUUUGUGCUUUCUUCAAUUCUAAUCAUCCAAAGCUUCCCAAGCAUCGAAGCAUUAGAAAGCAUGAGCUGCAAGUACGCCGAAAGAGGUUCCUUAACAGCCAGAUGUUCCUACGCUAUUCCCAGCUUCUUCAGAGCCACAAUCUACCACUUCGAUCACCUGGACGAGACCCUGGAAUGCGACCAUUGCAACCUGACCCAUAUAGAGGGUGGAACCUUCGACAUUGGAGGCAACAUGAUCAGGAAACUUGUGCUGUACAACAGCAACAUUCAAAACGUUUCUGCCAGAGCCUUUACCGGUUUGGUGCAUUUGGAAGAGCUGAUUCUGAGCAAUAACCGUAUCAAGAGUUUCCUUCCUGGUGCAUUUUUUGGUAUCAAGAAACUAAAAGAGAUCUACAUGAACAACGCGCUUGACUGCCAGCUGCCAAACUAUGUCUUUACAGGAUUAACAAAUUUGAAGAGGCUUUAUUUGAAUAAUAAUGGGUUGAGUGUUUUGGAAAACCAGACUUUUGAUGGGUUGGAAAGUUUGGAGUAUUUAGAUUUGAGUCAUAAUCAAAUAACUCAUCUAAAUCAUUCACUUUUACCUUUAAAAAAGCUGGAAAUCUUACUUAUUUUCAAUAAUCGUUUGUUAUAUCUUUACUCGGAAGAAUUUACUGGCCUUAACAGACUCCUGAACAUCAUGGCAUCCAAUAACAACCUGACAGGAGUUCAUUUCACACAUUUUUGCGAAAAUAACUUAAGAAGUCUCGAUUUAUCACAUAACUCUUUAACGAUAUACCAGAUAUUACUUGAGUGCCUGCAUAAACUAGAAACACUCAAUUUGGAGCACAAUUUUAUAACUAACGUUCAAAACUACGUUCGCAAGAAUCAAUUUGAGGGCAUGUACAAUCUCAGAACGCUCAACCUAGCUGAUAAUCUCAUCAAAACAUUCACGUCUGGAUCGUUUACAGGGUUGCCUUUGCUCCAAACUCUGAACCUUUCCACCAAUAUAAUCGUAACUCCAGAAAUCACAGGAAAACUCAUACUACCCCACCUGUACAACCUGGAUCUGUCAAAUAACUACAUCAGUGACUUCGACGUCACCAGAUUCAUGACGCGACUACCCAGAUUGCGUCACAUAAGCUUCAGAAACAACUCGUUGAGCUGUAACAUGCGAGCAAAGUUGCAGAUACUUUUUUCCGAGUUGCACUUUGAGUAUGACGUUGACAGUUCCAAUUGUACCAUCGAUGUUGUCAAAGCAAGGAUGAGUUUGAGGGAGGAUUUGGAGUCACCUGGUGGCAGUACGGGCUUGGAUGUUUUUCUUUGGAUUUUGACGUUUGUGGUUAUUUUGCUUGUGGUCCUCCUGUAUAUUGGAAUGUUUUACUUGAUUAGAAGGAAAUAGUUGUGUAUUUUUUAGGUGAAAUUAUAUUUAUUAAUUUGUGUAUUUUAUAUUCUAUGAAAUUUAAUAAAGAUUUGAUUUUA
This is a messenger RNA of Sitophilus oryzae (rice weevil), 3197 nucleotides long. RefSeq names its product toll-like receptor 13. The transcript is spliced from 4 exons. Gene Ontology annotation, molecular function: protein binding. Lineage: Eukaryota; Metazoa; Arthropoda; Insecta; Coleoptera; Curculionidae. The record is from RefSeq and is a predicted model, not a curated record. Gene Ontology annotation, cellular component: extracellular matrix. Bases 205 to 3117 code for a protein of 970 amino acids.